UAUCCUGACGUGUAAAGGCGAGGAAGCGGCUAAGAUCUUUCUCUCAAUCAGCAGUCAUCAGCAAGAGGCACAGACGCACUCCCAAGAAGGUGACGCAGACCAGCCUCGGUCCGUAGGUAAGUAAGUAAGUAAGUAAGUAAGUAAGUAAGUAAAAUGUAUUUGUACAGCGCCUUUCGCAGACCAGGGUCACAAGGCGCUUCAUAAUUACAAUAAAACAAUACACAGAUUAAGAAGUACAUACACAUUUAACCAAGACAACUCAAUGACAAUCAUAGCAGCCCCAAGGCAAUUAAACAAAAGCCUUGACAAAUAAAAGGGUCUUAAGUUUCUUUUUGAAGGAGUCAACAGACUCCAUUGAGCGCAGGGAGAGCGGAAGAUCGUUCCAAAGCCUGGGAGCAACAGCCUGGAAAGAUCGGUCUCCUCUGGUCCGGAAACGGGUGCGCGGAGCCAUCAGCAGAUUCUGACCCACAGACCUCAGAGGGUGUAAGGCUGGAUCAGAUCAUUGAUAUACGGUGGAGCCUGACCAUAGUACAACAAAGUCAAACAAAAGCAUAGAGACGUCCUCGCCCGUCGGAGCGAGGGCAUGCUCUUCUACAACACUCGUCACGGAGAGAAAAUCCUUUUUUCCGAACAUUAUGUCAAUCUGUUGCUGGCCGACGGACACCAGGGAUUGGAGAACAAAAGACACGAGGUGCUGACGUUUGGGCAAAAGCGACUGUCUCUGCAGCAGAAGUCGACGGUGCGGCGGAAAAUCGCGCCAGCCAAACUCUUUUCAAGCGCAAAUGGAAAGCGUCCGGUCAAGAAGGUUCUGGUGUCGGGGGUGGCCGGCAUCGGAAAAACCAUCCUGGUGCAGAAAAUGCUGUUUGAUUUUGGCGGAGACCGGGACCAUCUUGGAUUUGACUUCAUCGUUCACAUGACCUUCAGAGACCUGAAUCUGAUCGACAAACCAACCAACCUCCGGGAGCUGGUCCUGCGUAAAAACAGGCACCUCGCCAAGGAACUGGAUAACAUCUUAGCGAAUGACGACAAACUGCUGAUCAUCUUAGACGGCUUUGAUGAGUUCAAACACUACAGGAGCUGCGACGUGGACGCAUUUGUGACCGAGCCAGAUGAAGAUGCGGAUGUGGUGGAGGUCUUUGGGAGUCUGAUGCAAGGUGAGCUGCUUCCCAACGCUUCGGUCAUGCUCACAAGUCGACCGGCGGCCAUCAACCACAUCCCUGUGGGCUGCGUCGACCGCUUUGUCCUCAUCGCUGGCUUCUCCGUCACCGAAGUUCAAGACUUCUUCUUACGUUAUUUCCAGGACGGCGCAAUUGCGGAACGCAUGUUCGCGGUGGUGUCGGCGAACGAACUGAUGCUGACGCUGUGCUAUAUACCUGCGUUUUGCUACAUCGUGUGCUGCAUCCUCAAAGAAAGCAAAGACCUCUGUGGAGAGGGCCCCAAGACCAUGACGGACAUUUAUGUGCAGUACCUGGUGGCCAUGCUUCGCUCUCACACUCAAGCGAGGGCCGAAACAUUUCGCCGAGAGCAAGGAGCAGGGACCGUCCAGGCGCUGUCGGAUAUCGUGCUGAAGCUGGGACGCCUGGCCUUCCAAAAGCUGAUGGAGCAUCAGACUCUAUUCUACGGCAGCGACCGAGAUGUUGCGGCGUUAGAGGGAUGCAGCCUUGUGAGCACCUUUCUUGACAAGACCGUGGCACAAGAGCCCGGCUGCACUGAGGAGGUUUACUCCUUUGCGCAUCUUACCGUUCAAGAGUUCUUCGCUGCAGUUUAUUGUGCAGUGACGGAUCACCCGUUACCUGAUGCACUUCAGCACAGUGCGGGUCUCGGGGAGGGAUCCAGCAACGGACAUUUGGACCUCUUCAACCGCUUCCUUUCUGGAAUCCUCUCUGAACGCAAUGCUAAUCUUCUAUCAAGGCAGGUGGGGCUGAGUUGCCACGAGGACAAAGUGGACGACUAUCGUCAGAGGAUCAUCCGAGAGCUUACAACGCUGUGUGAGAGUGGGGCCCAUAUCUUAAACCAUUUACACUGCCUGUUUGAGCAACAGGACCCGUCUCUGGCCCUUGCUGUGCAACCAAAGACACUGCAGGUGAAUGUCAGCGAUGAAAUACUCUCCCAAAUGGAUUACAAUGCCAUCAAGUACUUCUUGAAUCUUACAAAGGGCAUGAUAUCAGAGCUGGAUCUGACGGGGACAGGAGUAAGCGGUGACGCACUCCGAGGCAUGCAGCCCCUGCUGCUCAGAUGCCAAAGACUUUGGCUUGGAGAAAACAACCUCGAUAUGAACACUGCUCUAGUCAUUGCAGAUAUGCUGCAAGUGUCAGAAAGUAUAACCCACCUUGGACUUGGAUGGUCAGACAUCGGUGAUGAUGAACUACUGGCUAUUUCUAGUGCCAUACGGGUGAAGAAAAAACUUCAAGAGCUGUGGAUGGAGGGAAACCGAGUGACUUACAAAGGUCUGCUGUCACUUAGUGAUUUGACCCCAAACCCUCUGAAGAAAGUUGUAGCCAUAUGGAAUGACGUAGGUGACACAGAUCCAGAGUCAUUUUGCACCCAAGAAAGCAUAACUGUGAGCUUCACAGAUGAUGAUAUGUGGGAAGAGUGGGGGAAAUGGGUUUUCAAAAGGUGCGAGGUCAGCAGCAACGAGAAGUUAGUGACGGUACUCCACAAAGUGUGCAACAUAUCAGUCCACUGCUUAGAGGCCCAGUGGGCGAAGACUUUCUACAAGGAACUAUCACAGCUCAUCAAGCACAGGAUUGAGUGCUGCACUGAGGAUGACAUGAGCAAGAAGCUCAACAAGUUUGACCAGAUAUUGAACUACUAACAGGAAAAGGACUACACCCGUUUCAAGUUACAAGAUAGAACAUACAGAAUAACAUGUAAUGUUGAAUGCUUUGCAUAAACAAACUCAUAGUUGAGGACAAGGCUUGUUGAAAGAAAAUAUUCAUGGCCAGUACGGGGAUCGAACCCGCGACCUUGGCGUUAUUAGCACCACGCUCUAACCAGCUGAGCUAACCGGCCACGAGACACCCCAGCUCGCCGGCACGAUAUGGUGUACGUUACACUAUCACAUCAUUACUAAAAUAUCUAUUGAAAGACGUUUAAUAAUGGGACACUUUAUUUCUAGUACUAUGUAUUAUCAUAUAUUGAUCUGUCUUCUCUUUUAAUUUAAAAUGCUACUCCUUGUGAAUUCCAACUUAAUAUAUGUCAUGUGUGUAUUACGUGUUUUUUCAAUAUUUAAUUUAUUUAGAAAAUCUGAUCCGAUUUGUUGUAACAUGUGGACAAUUAACAAUAAAAUGUUGAAACUUCCAACGUA
Molecule: messenger RNA, 3307 nt
Organism: Cyclopterus lumpus (lumpfish)
Lineage: Eukaryota; Metazoa; Chordata; Actinopteri; Perciformes; Cyclopteridae
Product: NACHT, LRR and PYD domains-containing protein 3-like
Exons: 6
Coding region: 584-2815 (743 amino acids)
Biological process (GO): regulation of apoptotic process
Source: RefSeq, a predicted model, not a curated record